GUGGGCGUGGCCGGGGCUGACGUCACGCGUCACGUGCCGCGCACCAGGAAGUGACUGUAUCUGGACACGAAAGAAAGGAAGCGAGCGGACAGAAGAUGAGUUCAAUAAUCCCAGAGACACAGAGUAUUAAAGAAGCCGUGAUUCACAUCAACUCCAUCGACAGCAGCAAGUUCUCCAGACUUCUGUCCCGCAUUCUGCAGAAGCUCCACCUGAAGGGGGAGCGCUCCUUCAGUGAGGAGGAGGAGGAGAAGCUGCAGAGUGCUCUAUCUCUGGAGAAACACACUCUUCAUCUGCUGGUGGAAACCCUGUCCUUCAUCCUCGAGCAGGCCGUGUAUCACAACAUCAAACCAGCGUCUCUCAGACAGCAGCUGGAGAACAUCUGUGUGGAGGCGGAGAGAGCCGAGGUGUUCGCUCACGUCUGGGCUUCAGCUGCUCCAGAUGUGCUGGAGAAGAUCCGACUCGGGAUAUUUGCCCCGAAGAAGCUGGAUCACGUGGGCUGGCAGCUCUGUCUGCAGAUGGCCUCGUCGUCUCGAAGCAGACUGAAGGAGCCACACGCCGUCCUCGAUCUGGGACUCCGCACGGAGGACGACGCAGAGGUAAACACAGAGCGUCUGCAGGACGUGUUUGUGGAGUUCAGUCAUCAGGAUCUGCUGGACUUCUACAAUCAGAUGGAGAUGAUUCAGACUCAGCUGGACUCGCUCAGCUGAUACAGCCUCCGUCUGCUAUCCCAUGAUGCCUCUGGUUCAGUCGUCUCUGUCUGUGCUUGUCUCUGGACUUGUAUAUAUGAGGCUGAAGCUGUUCACCAAUGUUUCAUUAAAGAUGCUUUUCCUCUGAA
Messenger RNA from Carassius carassius (crucian carp), 835 nucleotides. It is a transcript of the gene commd10, whose product is annotated as COMM domain containing 10. The transcript has 7 exons. The record is from RefSeq and is a predicted model, not a curated record. NCBI's taxonomy places the organism in Eukaryota, Metazoa, Chordata, Actinopteri, Cypriniformes, Cyprinidae. The coding region runs from base 96 to 707 and encodes 203 amino acids.